GCACUUACCAAUAUUACAGUUUGAAGAUCACUGUUCACAAGUUUUACUUUAUAUACUAAAAGAAAGUUACGAAAAACUUGUUAAAUUUGAAAAUUCAGCAAUUCAUUCAAUUUUAUGCAUCUAAUAACUUACGUAUUACCUCUUUAUUUUUUAUGGCAACCAUUGUACAUUUUCGUUUUUAUAAUUGUAUUGAAUUACAGUACUUUUUACAACAAUAAUUCAGCAGAAUUGCCGUUAUUUGCAUAUCCACAUGUAUACACGUAUUAUCGGCAUUGACUCGUCGGUGAAAGAACAUUGCUAAUUAAAUAGUAUUAAGUUGUUUUUGAGAUUUGAUAGCAGCAACAUUUAAACGCAACAUCGCACAAUGGGCACCCGCAUGGUUCUGCAAAUAGUUGUCUUUCUUGUGCUUAUUACUUUAACUUACACCAUCCCUGCUGAUAAGGACUGUCCACCCUUAAAUGAUGCUGAUAAUCUCUCACAGACACAGUUAAUUCAGCGUCUCACUCACGGAUGUCGUUAUGAUCGCCUGGAGCGACCAGAUAGUGGUGCCCCCCUACCAAUAGAUGUGUAUGUGCGCGCGUACAUAUAUUUUAUGCAAAACUUGGAGGCUCAUGAUUUGCAAUUUAAAAUACAUGUUCUGCUGCAGUUGCGCUUUCUCGAUCCACGCCUAACUUUUCGUAAAGUGGCACCAAAAAGAAGACAGCCGAUUUUGGGCGAGAAACAGUUACGUGAUACGCUUUGGAUGCCGCAUAUUUUUCUGGCAAAUGAGAGGGAUUCGAGCCUACUGGGCACCAACGAAAAGGACAUACUAACUUCAAUUUCACCUGAUGGCACGGUAAUUAUCUCGUCCCGUAUUAAAGCUACCCUGUACUGCUGGAUGAAUCUGCAGAAAUUUCCUUUUGAUGAACAGCAAUGCAGUACCAUAUUAGAGAGUUGGAUGUACAAUACCUCCGAGCUUGUGCUGCAUUGGGAACAAAAGCGGCCGAUAACUAUUGAUCCAGCAUUGCAUCUUACUGAAUACAUUUUAAACGGUGUCUGGUCCAAUGAAACUGUUGUCAAUGCAGACUUGAAUGAUUUGAGGCAUGGUGCCUUUGCUGGGAAUUACAGCUCACUGAGUUUUUCGGUGCAUUUAAUGCGUGAAGUAGGUUUCUACGUCAUGGACUAUUUCCUGCCCUCAAUAUUGAUUGUGGCCAUAUCGUGGGUAUCAUUCUGGUUACAAGCUGAUCAAGCGGCGCCACGCAUCAUGCUUGGCACUAGCACAAUGCUAACAUUUAUAACACUUGCUUCAGCUCAAGGUAAAACUUUACCAAAAGUUAGUUAUAUAAAAGUCUCCGAAGUGUGGUUUCUUGGUUGCACACUUUUUAUUUUCGGUAGUCUAAUCGAAUUUGCUUUCGUUAAUACCAUUUGGCGUCGCAAACGCAAUGUGGAUGUAAAGAAAUUGAAUAGCAAACAUAUACUGAAGUCAACGUUGUCGCCACGUCCUUCACGGCGUGCCUCGGUGCGUUCACGUUCCUUUUGUGCGCCAACUGCUACUGGUCAAGGAUCCAAUGAAGCGUUGUCAUUUAAUAAUUACCUAACCGUACACAAUAUACCUAUUCAUACCAUACACGAAAAUGAAGCACUGGAUACCUCGUCGAAAGAUACUAGUUUUACCGGCACAACCGCAAAUACGGGCGAUUCGAGUUGUAGCAAGCGCGAUUUGAUAAAUAUGGAAAUGGGCGAAGAGCAACAAAAUAACGGUUGGACCACGCUUACACCACAAGAAAUAUCCAUGUGGAUCGAUCGAAAGGCGCGUUGUGCAUUUCCAUUAGCUUUUCUUAUCUUCAACGUAUUCUUUUGGACGUUUGUCUAUGUGGUUUAGUGUAAUAGAAAGUGAGAGCACACCAACGUGGUCAUUCAUAAAUGCUUAGCAAUGCGGUUAUGCGAAUCAUUUUUUAAAACUAAUAAUAAGUGGCUAAUAUUUAUUUUAUAAUAAGCGAACCUUGGUGAAAAAUUAUAUUAACUUUAUUGCAAAUUCAAAUAAUGUGAUAUUUUAAAGCUCGUUGAUACAAAAUGUGAUUUAUUAAUUCUAUGUAAAAAUGUGGAAUUUAUGUUCCUCAAAAUUAAAGCCGAAAAUGUAGUAUAUGGCAGCCUGGCCUGAAAAAUUGCAUGACUUAUAUGUAAAACCGGCCAAAGCUCACGCAGCCUUUGUUUUAGAAACUCGUUGCGGAGCCCCAAUAAGCUUAAUCGAUUGCUGUCACAAAAUAAAACAUAAUUUUACCUUUAUCUACUUAA
Messenger RNA from Anastrepha ludens (Mexican fruit fly), 2274 nucleotides. RefSeq names its product pH-sensitive chloride channel 2. Gene Ontology annotation, biological process: regulation of membrane potential; chloride transmembrane transport; chemical synaptic transmission. Gene Ontology annotation, cellular component: membrane; neuron projection; synapse. Gene Ontology annotation, molecular function: chloride channel activity; extracellular ligand-gated monoatomic ion channel activity; transmembrane signaling receptor activity. The transcript is spliced from 3 exons. The record is from RefSeq and is a predicted model, not a curated record. NCBI's taxonomy places the organism in Eukaryota, Metazoa, Arthropoda, Insecta, Diptera, Tephritidae. Bases 365 to 1861 code for a protein of 498 amino acids.